This is a messenger RNA of Musa acuminata AAA Group (dessert banana), 1432 nucleotides long. RefSeq names its product B3 domain-containing protein Os11g0156000-like. Gene Ontology annotation, molecular function: DNA-binding transcription factor activity; DNA binding. Bases 183 to 1196 code for a protein of 337 amino acids. NCBI's taxonomy places the organism in Eukaryota, Viridiplantae, Streptophyta, Magnoliopsida, Zingiberales, Musaceae. The record is from RefSeq and is a predicted model, not a curated record. The transcript is spliced from 2 exons.
AUGCUCAGAUCAAUGCAUCAGACCUCUCCCUUGCAUCUGUGUCCUGUACAUGUCUCUUGCUCUUGGACAAUAAAAAUAUUUGUGCAUAGACUAUAAAUGCAUGGUAAUAAUAGUUACAUGCUUCUCAACUCUCAGCACUGCAUCAUCACCACAUCUCUCCUCUUCCGCUACCUCUCACAUAUAUGGCACAGCAUCACCCACAAGCUCGGGCUUGGGAGUCAGCCAUGCUUCUUCACCACCGUUAUUACCAUCAUCUCUACCACUCGGAGCAGGAGGAAGCCCCACAUGAGAGAGAACACAUGUUUGAGAAGCCCCUCACACCAAGCGACGUAGGGAAGCUCAAUAGGUUAGUCAUACCGAAGCAGCAUGCCGAGAGGUACUUCCCACUCGACGGCGGCUCGGCGGAGGGAGGCCUUCUGCUGAGCUUCGAGGACGAGUCAGGCAGGGUGUGGUGGUUCCGGUACUCGUACUGGACCAGCAGCCAGAGCUACGUGCUCACGAAAGGGUGGAGCCGCUUCGUCAAGGAGAAGAAGCUGGACGCCGGCGAUGUCGUCCUCUUCGAACGCCCGCGGUUCGGGGGGCGGGACCAUUUCUACAUCGGUUGCCGGCGUCAAAGCCCGCCGCCGGCUCACUCCAUGACCGUGCCCGACGGUCCAGAGCCGCUGAGCCCGGUGUACCACGCUGCUGCUUGCUCGUAUCCGGCGAGCAACACAGUAACACAAGACUGUCUUCUUCAUGAGGGUAAGAUGUGGCAUACAUUUCAGUAUCAUGGAAUCACCAAUACAAGGACAAGGAAUUCCUUAGUUGCGUCCAUGUACAGGAGAGCAGAGGAACGGAGCAACGCGGAGCGAGACGAGGCGAUUGAGACUCUUCGGCGUAAAUUUCGACUGCGGGCCGGAGCCGGAGCCACAGCCUAUGACCUCAGCCUCAUGGUUCUUGCCAGGAAACGCUUCCAGUUCUCAGCUAUAGGAGGUCCAUCCUCUCCUCUUCCGAAUGGCAUUGUUGAUUUGACUUGCGAGGGCACUGGGCACUGGUGGAGGUGGGCAGGUGGAAAGAGAAGCGUCGGAAAAGAGGAGGGGAGGGGAGAAGAAAUCCCUGGAUUUCCGGGCAUGCGAUCUCUGCGUCCCUUUUCAUUUUCUCUUCAACGAUUCCACUGUAGACGACCUGUCGGGUCCGAUGGAUGGGAUAUCUGGUGAUGUUUCAGGAAACAUCAGAUCCAAUUUGCCUUCCAUGUUUCUGAAGAAAGAAGAACAGAAUCUGAUGAGGCUUCCUGUACAUGUUGCAGUUCCACCUGCACUUUCUCUUUCUUUCCUGCAUGAAAUGAACAGGUGAUUGGUGAGCAUGGAACACCAUCAUCUUCAUUAAACACCACCAUGAAACUAUAUGGGAUUCUAGAAAUGAAAGAAAAGACACCUGUGGAUCUCCCUCUGCC